AACUUGCGCCACUGAGGAGGAAAUAAUUGCCACGCUACUUCCUUAUGAAUUAUUAAGAACUCUGGUCUUAUUUUAGCCCGACUCAUUGUGCUGCAUUUAGUUGCGUCGGUUCAAGGUGUUGAUUUAUUUAUCUUUUUUUUUUCAUAUUAUGGACAGCUGUAUUGUGGCUGAUAAACGUGUGAGCUGAUCAAGUAGUGAGACAAGCAUUGAGAGCAAAGCAGCAGCAGGAGCAGCAACGCCGUGGUCACAAGGAGCCGUGGUAGAGGCAGCAGCACGAUCAGUCACAGCGCAGGCAGCAACGGCAGCAGCAGCAGCAGCAGCAAACUCUUCUCGUUUUCUCUCUUCUUUCCGGAGUUGUUUCUUUGCUCGGAGCACAAACGCCAAGGAAAUCAAAGGAGGAGGUUAUCCUGGACUUGAUAGCUACUAUUAAAACAAAAAAAAAAAAGAAAGAAACAAUCGCAGACCUGGCUGCCCCCAUGCCUAUCGAAUUUGUUUGCAAAAUCAAGUUUGCAGAGGAGGAUGAGAAGCAGAAAAAGAAACAGGAUGGGGACAAGGAGAGUCUGAUCGAGGAGAGCUGCGCACCUCCGGCCAAGGACUUGGCUGGGUUUGCAAACUCCUGCUCCCUACAUGGGAUUAAUCACAUCUUUGUCUCCGGACGACUUGGUAUCCGGCAGACGCUGUGGGCUCUUGCCUUCCUCACUUCACUGGUGCUCUUUGUUUACCAGGCAGCAAAAUGUGCCAUCUCCUACCUGGAGCACCCCCAUGUCACCGCACUCAACGAAGAGGCGACCCCUGAGAUGGUUUUCCCUGCCGUGACCAUCUGCAACAUCAACCGCUUUCGCUUCUCCGCGCUCACCGAUGCUGACAUCUACCACCUGGCGAACCUGACGGGACUGCCCCCCAAAAACAGGGACGGUCACAAGCCCGCCGAUCUUAUGUAUCCUGCGCCUGACAUGCAGGACAUAUUCAACAGGACGGGACAUCAGCUGGAUGAGAUGCUGAUGAGCUGCAACUUCAGCGGGCAAAACUGCUCGGCGGAGGACUUCACUGUGGUUUACACCAGAUAUGGGAAAUGCUACACCUUUAAUGGGAACAAGACCACAUCCAGGAAAACCAAGCAAGGGGGAAUGGGAAAUGGGCUGGAGAUCAUGCUGGAUAUCCAGCAGGAUGAAUAUCUGCCAAUAUGGAGAGAGACAAAUGAGACAUCUCUGGAGGCCGGAAUCCGAGUUCAAAUCCAUAGUCAAGAUGAGCCUCCUUACAUUCACCAGCUGGGCUUCGGUGUCUCGCCAGGCUUCCAGACCUUUGUUUCAUGUCAGGAGCAAAGGUUGACAUAUCUGCCCCAGCCUUGGGGGAACUGCCGCUCCAGCAGCAAGGAGAAGUUCCCUGGAUAUGACACUUACAGCAUCAGCGCCUGUCGCCUACUCUGCGAGACCAAUGAGGUUGUGCGAGUGUGCAACUGUCGGAUGGUGCACAUGCCAGGAACCGCUGAUAUCUGUCCUCCUAAUAAAAUCAACUGUGUUGACAAAGCACUUGCACAGCUCCAGAAGACCAGCGGGGACACCUGUCCAUGCGAGACGCCUUGUAAUCUCACCCGUUACGGCAAAGAGCUCUCCAUGGUCAAAAUCCCUAGCAAGGGUUCGGCUCGCUAUCUCUCCAGAAAAUACGACAAGUCAGAAGACUACAUCAGAGACAAUUUCCUGGUUUUGGACAUCUUCUUUGAGGCUCUCAACUUUGAAACAAUAGAGCAAAAGAAAGCCUAUGACGUUGCAGGUUUAUUAGGUGACAUUGGAGGACAGAUGGGCCUCUUCAUCGGAGCCAGCAUCCUGACUAUUUUAGAAAUCCUAGAUUAUAUCUAUGAGGUCUUCAAGCAACGGCUACAACGUGUACUGAGGCCACAAAGAGAGGAAAAGAAGAGCAAGCCGCAACCGCAGCCUGCCACUGUUGCGACAGUGGGUCUGGAAGAAAUGAAGAUCGAGGAACCCAAUGCCGUGACGCGGAGUCACCCAGAAGGGGCGUACGCCAACACGAUGCUGCCCAAUCACCACCAUCAUCACACGGGACACCACGGGGUGUUUGAGGACUUCACAUGCUAGAUCCAACCAUUGUUUCCGUCGUUUUCUUUGUAGUGACAACCAAGGGAGAGCAAUGCAGUGUUGGUUGCCAUUCAAGAGAGACCUUCUGUAUUCAGCGCCAGAUCUUUGCUGCCGUCAGUGAAAAGCUCCAGCCAAAGUCCAACACCAAACUUGUGAUGCUAACAAAGCACUUGUAUGUAUGUAGGCACAAAACGGACACUCCAUUAUAUUUGGUUGUUUUGUUUUGUCAGGAUGGGACCCCUUUAAUGUUGUCUAACUUCAAGUGAGAAGUCAGGCACUUGAUGUUCAAGUAGGACCAAUUUUCGGUACGUGGCUCCUUCACGUCAUUUGUACUCCCCCAAAAAAGACAAUAUAAUUUGUUUGUUGAUUUGUUUCUCUUUUAGCCAUCAUGAUCCUUUUUGCUUCCCGUAACCUAUUGGAGCACUCACUGAACUGCUGCAUUAAGACAUUGCAACUUUAUGAAAAUAUCGAAUCAUUUAAUGAGAUACUUUGAUCCAUAUGUUCUAUAUUGUAUACAAGGUGAACUCGAAAGUAAACGAAGCUCUUUUGUGUGUAAUUUGAAUUAUAAAGGGGUUCUCGAAGUGAAA
This is a messenger RNA of Hippocampus zosterae (dwarf seahorse), 2680 nucleotides long. Its product is annotated as acid-sensing ion channel 4-A. Gene Ontology annotation, molecular function: ligand-gated sodium channel activity. Bases 477 to 2093 code for a protein of 538 amino acids. Gene Ontology annotation, cellular component: membrane. The transcript is spliced from 10 exons. The record is from RefSeq and is a predicted model, not a curated record. NCBI's taxonomy places the organism in Eukaryota, Metazoa, Chordata, Actinopteri, Syngnathiformes, Syngnathidae. Gene Ontology annotation, biological process: sodium ion transmembrane transport.